Messenger RNA from Porites lobata, 7582 nucleotides. The record is from the annotation of a GenBank genome assembly. NCBI's taxonomy places the organism in Eukaryota, Metazoa, Cnidaria, Anthozoa, Scleractinia, Poritidae.
GAAGACAAUAGUGACAACGGUGACAACGAUGACAACAGUGACAACGGUGACAACUGUGAUAACAGUGACAACCAUGACAACGGUGACAACGAUGACGACGGUGACAAUGAUGACAAUAGUGUCAACGGUGACAACAAUGAGAAGGUGGCAACUGUGACAACAGUGACAGCCAUGACAACAGUGACAACAGUGACAACGGUGACAAUAGUGACAAUAAUGACAAUAGUGACAAGGGUGACAACGGUGACAACUGUGACAUCAGUGACAAGAGUGACAACGGUGACAACAGUGACAAUGGUAACAAUAGCUAAACACAUUGACAAUGGUGACAAAUAGGAGAAUGGUGACAAUGUUAAAAACGGUGACAUCAGUGACAACCGUGAGAAUGGUGACAACAGUGACAAUGGUGACAACUUUGACAACGGUGACAACAGUGACAAUAGUGACAACAGUGACAACUGUGACAAUGGUGACAACGGUGACAACAGUGACAACGGUGACAAUGCAGACAACUGUGAAAACACUGACACCGAUGACAACAGUGACAACGGUCACAAGGUGACAACUGUGACACCAGUGACAACGAUAAGAAAAGUUACAACGGUGACAAGGUUUACAACGGUGACAAUGGUGACAACGGUGACAACAGUGACAACGGUGAGAACAGUGACAACAGUGACAAUAGUAACAACAGCUUAAACAGUGAAAAUUGUGACAAAUGUGAGAAUGGUGACAACGGUGACAACGGGGCUAACUGUGACAACAGUGACAAACGUGAUAAGCGUGACAAGGGUGACAACAGUGGCAAAGGUGACAACAGUGACAACGGUGACAACUUUGAGAAUAGUGAGAACGAUGAGAACAGUGACAACAGUGACAAUGGUGAGAACAGUGACAACUGUGACAAUGGUGACAACGGUGACAACAGUGACAACGAUGACAACGGUGACAAUAGUGAAAACGAUGACAACAAUGACAACGGUGACAGCGGUGACAAGGAUGACAAUAGUGACAAUGGUGACAACGGUCACAACAGUGACAACCGUGACAACGGUGACAAGAGUGAGAACAGUUAGAACGGUCACAACGGUCACAACAGUGACAACGGUGACAGCUGUGACAACAGUGACAACGAUUAGAACAGUGACAACAGUGUCAACAGUGACAACAGUGACAAUGGUGACAACAGUGACAACCGUUACAAUAGUGAAAACGGUGACAACAGUGACAACGGUGACAACGGAGACAACUGUCAAAACAGUGACAACGAUGACAACAGUGACAACGGUGACAACGAUGACAACGGUGACCAGGAGACAACUGUGACAACAGUGACAACGACAACGAUGACAACAGUGACAACAGUGACAACAAUGACAACAUUGACAGUUACAAUGACAACAGUUACAACGGUGACAAUGGUGACAAUAGUGACAACGGUGACAACCGCCUAUAGUGACAACGAUGAGAACAGUGUCAACGGUGACAACUCUGACAAUGGUGAAAACUGUCACAACACUGACAACGAUGACAACAGUGACAACUGUGACAACGGUGACAACGAUGACAACAUUGACAACGGCGACAACAGUGGCAACCGUGAGAACGGUGACAACGAUGAAAACGGUGACAACGGUGACAACAGUGGCAACCGUGACAACGGCGACAACGGUGACAACGGUGACAACAGUGACAACGGUGACAACUGUGACCACAGUGACAACUGUGACUACAGUGACAACUGUGACAUCAGUGACAACAAUGAGAACGGUGACAACGGUAAAACUGUCCUAUAGUGACAACAAUGACAACAGUGACAACCGUGACAACCGUGACAAGGGUGACAACGGUGAGAACAGUGACAACGUAACAAUGGUGAUAACAGUGACAACUGUGACAAUGGUGACAACAGUGAAAAUUGUGAAACCAGUGACAACAGUGACAAUGGUAACAAUAGCUAAAACAGUGACAAUGGUGACAAAUGUGAGAAUGGUGACAACGGUGACAACGGUGACAACAGUGACAACUGUGACAACGGUAAGAAGCGUGACAACCGUGACAAGGGUGAAAACCGUGACAAGGGUGACAAGAGUUACCACGGUGACAACUUUGAAAACAGUGACAACGAUGACAACAUUGACAACGGUGUGAACAGUGACAACAGUGAGAAUGGUGACAACAGUAAGAAAUGUGCGACAAUGGUGACAAUGGUGACAAUGGUGACAACAGUGACAACAGUGACAACCAUGACAAGGGUGACAACAGUAUCAACGGUGACAACGGUCACAACGGUGACAACGGUGACAACAGUGAAAACCUUCACAACGGUGAAAGCGAUGACAACGGGGACAACGGUGAAAACGGUGACAACAAUCAGAACGGUGACAACUGUGACAAAGGUGACAACAGUGACAAGCGUGACAAGCGUGAAAAGGGUGACAACCGUGACAAUGAUGACAAUAGUGACAAGGGUGACAAUGGUGACAACGGUGACAACUGUGACAAAGGUGACAACAGUAACAACGCUGACAACAAUGACAAAGGUGACAACCUCCUUUAGUGACAACGAUGAGAACAGUGAGAAUUUUGACAACUGUGACAACGGUGACAACUGUCACAACACUGACAACGAUGACAGCAGUGACAACGGUGACAACGGUGACAACGAUGACAACAGUGACAACUGUGACAACGAUGACAACGAUGACAACAUUGACAACGGCGACAACAGUGGCAACCGUGACAACGGUGACAACGAUGACAACGGUGACAACGGUGACAACAGUGGCAACCGUGACAACGUUGACAACGGUGACAACAGUGACAAUGGUGACAACUGUGACCACAGUGACAACUGUGACAACUGUGACUACAGUGACAACUGUGACAACAGUGACAACAAUGAGAACGGUGACAACGGUAAAACUGUCCUAUAGUGACAACAAUGACAACAGUGACAACCGUGACAACCGUGACAAGGGUGACAACGGUGAGAACAGUGACAACGUAACAAUGGUGACAACAGUGAUAACUGUGACAAUGGUGACAACAGUGAAAAUUGUGAAACCAGUGACAACAGUGACAAUGGUGAGAAUAGCUAAAACAGUGACAAUGGUGACAAAUGUGAGAAUGGUGACAACGGUGACAAUAAUGACAAUAGUGACAACGGUAACAAUGGUGACAACUGUGACAACCGUGACAAGGGUGACAAGAGUUACCACGGUGACAACUUUGAAAACAGUGACAACGAUGACAACAUUGACAACGGUGUGAACAGUGACAACAGUGAGAACAGUGACAACAGUAAGAAAUGUGCGACAAUGGUGACAAUGGUGACAACGGUGACAACAGUGACAACAGUGACAACCAUGACAAGGGUGACAACAGUAUCAACGGUGACAACGGUGACAACGGUGACAACGGUGACAACAGUGACAACCGUCACAACGGUGAAAGCGAUGACAACGGGGACAACGGUGAAAACGGUGACAACAAUGAGAACAGUGACAACUGUGACAAAGGUGACAGCAGUGACAAGCGUGACAAGCGUGAAAAGGGUGACAGCAGUGACAAUGAUGACAAUAGUGACAAGGGUGACAAUGGUGACAACGGUGACAACAGUGACAAAGGUGACAACAGUAACAACGCUGACAACAAUGACAAAGGUGACAACCUCCUUUAGUGACAACGAUGAGAACAGUGAGAAUUUUGACAACUGUGACAACGAUGACAGCAGUGACAACUGUGACAACGGUGACAACGAUGACAACAUUUACAACGGUGACAAUGGUGACAACGGUUACAACAGUGACAGCAGUCACAACGGUGAUAACGAAGACAACGUGGACAACGGUGAAAACGGUGACAACAAUGACAACGGUGACAUCAGUGAGAAUGGUGACAACUGUGACGAAAGUGACAACCGUGACAACGGUGACAAGAUUGAGAACGGUGACACUGGUGACAAGAGUGAGAACGGUGACACUGGUGACAACAAUUGCAGCAGUGACAACUGUGACAAUGGUGACAAAAGUGACAACUGUGACAAUAGUGACAACGGCGACAACAGUGACAACGGUAAGAAUGGAGGCAAAUGUCAAAACACUGACAACGAUGACAACAGUGACAACGGUGACAAGGUGACAACUAUGACAACAGUGACAACCAUGACAACGGUGACAACAAUGACAACAGUGACAACAGUGACAACAGUGACAACAAUGACAACGUUGACACCAAUGACAACAGUGACAAGGAUAAGAACAGUUACAACAGUGACAAGGCUGACAACGGUGACAAUGGUGACAACCCGUACGAAACGCGCAGCGCUGUUGCAGCGCUGCAGAAUGGCUUCAAGAAGCGCUGCAGUAUAGCUGCAAAGAGGCUGGCUGCAGCAGUCGCAAAUUUUGGCUGUUCGGGGCAGCGCUAUGAAGCCGUUUGAAAGCGAUAAGCAGCGGUUUAGCAGCAGUGGAAAGGACACACAAAAACGCUGCCAGCGCUGCCAAAUAGCUGCAAACGUGUACAAAAAUUCAAAGAAUUAUGGCAUUUGCCUAAACCGGCUUAGUAGCAGAGUAAAAAACACUAGAAAGUCAAAAUGCAUCUUAUACUUUAUUAGUAUCCACGCGUACACGUUACAAAAGCACGUGACAUAGAACAAAUCUGCAACAGUCUCGCUUUGUAAAUAUUUAGCAAUCACGGUCACUCAUCUGAAUGUAAGAACAGCCAUUAACAUGCAGACAUUGAUAAUUAUCUUUUUUAAAAAAUAAAGAGAAUAACAUCGAUUGUUCUACAUAAAGUUUACAUGCACAGCCAUUGGGCAAAUGAUAUUUUGAUUCGUUGCAACGGGCUAAGCUGGACAUUUCUCACCUUGACGUUUCGUCCAUGAUCCACGAUCUUCUACACUUUGUGCAUGAAAGAAAUCAACCCAAUUUUACUUUGGUCGUCGUUAAAUUUUACAAUAGACUAAGGAACGAACAUUACCACGAGCGUAUAUGAAUCUUGUAAGUGCGAACCCCAGCUGAGAUUCUUGUAUCUGCGUUGCUUGCUCUGGUUCGAUUCGUCGAUACUUAGCGUAGAAGUCACUGUUCAGUGCGUUGUUUGCAAAUACGUUUGAGCUGUUCCAUCCAAAAACUUCAACAGAACUUCCAUCUCGAAACAGAACUAGAUGCAAAAAAACUUAUAAUGUUUGCGCCUUUCAUUCAACGGUCGCAAAUGUUCUGUGUUUGUCUAGUGAUGUAAUGGGAUCUCAUGCAAAAGGACCGACCAAUUAGAUUACGGCCUAGAAUGUCUCCAGGGAAUUAGCGAUAACAUUCCCACACUCGCCGGUCACGGAAUGAAAUUUAUUGACAUCUUUAUUCCGAAAGCAUAGGAUUUGGAGGUUUAUUCAAUAAGUGAUCUUCUUUGCGCACAAGCUUACUCACAUUUCUUAGAGGUACAGUCAAAGUUUUCGCGUUAUAAAAGCCGUAAUCUGUGCCAAAGCUUUAUCUGGCGAUUCAUGUUAUUGACGCUCAAGAAAGUCAGAUCGACCGCAGCUAAAUUGUAGCGUUACUGCAGCUACUUCGCAGCGUUUGAAAGUUGGCAACUGCGCUGCAAAACCGCUGCCGAGAGCUUCAAAGAGCCUUCAAAGGCUGCACAGCGCUUUUGCAUCCCGCUGCAACUUGAAUGAAACUGCUGUUUGGCUUCUAAAAGGCUGCUGAACAGCUGUAAUUUAGCUGUACAGCUAUUUUGCAGCGAUUUUGUGGCGCUGUACAGCGCUGCAAGUUUCGUACGGGAAUAGUGACAAUGGUGACAAUGGUGACAAAAGUGACAACGGUGAAAAAAGUGACAACGGUGACAACAAUGACAACGGUGAUAACCUCCUAUAGUGACAACGAUGAGAACAGUGACAAUGUUGACAACUGUGAAAACAGUGACAAGGUUGACAACAGUGACAACGAUGAGAACAGUGACAAUGGUCACAACAGUGACAACGGUGACAGCAAUGAAUACUGUCUCAACGGUGACAACGAUGACAACAGUGACAACGGUGACAACGAUGACAACAGUGACAACACUGACAACGUUGACAACGUUGACAACUGUGACAACAGUGGCAACCGUGACAACGGUGACAACAGUGACAACGGUGACAACUGUGACAACAGUGACAACAGUGACAACGGUGAGAACGGUGACAACGCUAAAACUGUCCUAUAGUGACAACAAUGACAACCGUGACAAGGGUGACAACGGUGAGAACAGUGACAACAGUGACAAUUGUGACAACAGUGACAACAGUGACAACGAAGACAACAGUGACGACGGUGACAACAGUGACAAUGGUAACAAUAGCUAAAACAGUGACAAUCAUAAAAAAUGUGAGAAUCGUGACAACGGUGACAACGGUGACAACGGUGACAACACUGACAAGCGUGACAACCGUGACAAGAGUGAAAACCGUGACAAGGGUGACAACAGUGACAACGGUGACAACAGUAACAACAGUGACAACGGUGACAACUUUGACAACAGUGACAACGAUGAUAACAGUGACAACGGUGUAAACAGUGACAACAGUGACAAAUGUGCGAGAAUGGCGUCAAUGGUGACAACGGGGACAACGGUGACAACAGUGACAACAGUGACAACCGUGACAAGGGUGACCACAGUAUCAACGGUGACAACGGUCACAACAGUGACAACCGUGACAACAGUGACAACAGUGACAACCGUCACAACAGUGAUAACGGUGACAACGGGGACAACGGUGAAAACGGUGACAACAAUGACAACGGUGACAAGAGUGACAAUGGUGACAACGGUGACAAGCGUGAAAACCGUGAAAGGGGUGACAACCGUGACAAUGGUGACAAUAGUGACAACGGUGACAAUGGUGACAACGGAGAAAACAGUGACAAGGGUGACAAUAAUAACAACGCUGACAACAAUGACAACGGUGACAACCUGCUAUAGUGACAACGAUGAGAACAGUGAGAAUGGUGAAAACUGUGACAACGGUGACAACUGUCACAACACUGACAACGAUGACAGCAGUGACAACUGUGACAACGGUGACAACGAUGACAACAUUGAGAACGGUGACAACGGUGACAACAGUGACAGCAGUCACAACGGUGAUAACGAUGACAACGGGGAUAACGGUGAAAACGAUGACUUAAAUGACACCGGUGUCCACAGUGACAAUGGUGACAACUGUGACAAAAGUGACAACCGCAACAAAGGUCACAACGCUGACAACAGUGAGAACGGUGACACUGGUGACAACAAUGACAACGGUGACAACUGUGACAACGAUAACAACGGUGACAACGAUGACAACGAUAACAGCUGUGACAACAGUGACAACCGCAACAAAGGUCACAACGCUGACAACAGUGAGAACGGUGACACUGGUGACAACAAUGACAACGGUGACAACUGUGACAACGAUAACAACGGUGACAACGAUGACAACGAUAACAACUGUGACAACAGUGACAACCGUGAAAACGGUGAGAACGGUGACAACGGUGACAAGAAUGACAACAGUGACAACGAUGAGAACAGUGACAACGGUGACAACAGUGACAACGGAGAUAAUAAU